GGCCGGGAGCGUAAUAAAGUCUCCCCAACAAACAUCGUUCAACCGCAGGAAUCAAAGCUCUUCCCACUUGUUUCAUAAGUAGUUCUCAGCGGACACCAGGAAUCCAAACUCUUCGAUUGCCGAUUUGAUCGCCGAACGACCUUUUUCUUGUUUAUUUCGCUUUUCCAACAUGGCAGCUGUCUCCGAUGAAGCCACUAAUAUUUGUAGUCACUGCAACCGAUCUAUCCCUGCAGCAAAUAUUGAUUUGCAUUAUGCUCAUUGCUCCCGGAACCUUGAAAAAUGCGAGGUUUGCGGUGAGAUGGUUCCCAAAAAAAAUGCUAAGGAUCACUACAUAAGCACCCAUGCUCCGGUCACCUGUUCAAUGUGCAGUGAGACGAUGGACCGUGAUAUUUUAGAUGUCCAUAAAGGUGAAAAUUGCCCUCAAAGAAUUGUUACUUGUGAAUUUUGCGAGUUCCCAUUACCAGCGAUUGAUCUGGAUGAGCAUCAGGAAUUCUGUGGGAAUCGAACAGAACUCUGUCACCUUUGUAACAAAUAUGUCAGACUACGAGAAAGAUACAACCAUGAAGCUAGCUGCAAUGGCAUCCCAGAUCAUACUGCUACUGUAGGAUCUUCAAGGGACGCGAGGGCAGCUGAAAGAGAGGAUGGUGCUAGAAGAAGGCAGCGGAACAACUUCUCAAGAAGGCGUCUUCUUUUCACAAUAGCAAUCACUAGCAUUGCUGUCUUGUUAGGAUCUCUGUUCUUCCAGAAGAAGACUGAGCAAAGUGAUGUGAAUUAGAGGUAGACAGGACACAGGUUCAAAUGUAAAUCGGCCUUAAACAUUUAUAAUUUAUUCGUCUGCAACAGAAGUCAGCUGACGAGAUAUAUUAUGCUACUUUUUUGGGUGAGAUAUAUUUUGCUGCUCUAUUUGAACAACUCAUUGCCGUUAUAUCGCGGUUGCCUCCGAUUCUUAAUAUAAGAGUUUAUUUGAUUUUUAUUUUAG
Messenger RNA from Neltuma alba, 979 nucleotides. RefSeq names its product XIAP-associated factor 1. The transcript has 6 exons. Bases 170 to 775 code for a protein of 201 amino acids. The record is from RefSeq and is a predicted model, not a curated record. Gene Ontology annotation, cellular component: mitochondrion. Lineage: Eukaryota; Viridiplantae; Streptophyta; Magnoliopsida; Fabales; Fabaceae.